Messenger RNA from Argiope bruennichi, 3264 nucleotides. RefSeq names its product zinc finger protein ZFP2-like. The transcript has 5 exons. The record is from RefSeq and is a predicted model, not a curated record. Gene Ontology annotation, biological process: regulation of transcription by RNA polymerase II. Bases 583 to 2703 code for a protein of 706 amino acids. Gene Ontology annotation, molecular function: zinc ion binding; DNA-binding transcription factor activity; RNA polymerase II cis-regulatory region sequence-specific DNA binding. Lineage: Eukaryota; Metazoa; Arthropoda; Arachnida; Araneae; Araneidae.
CCGCAUCUAGGAAAAACGAUCUGUUUUUGUGAUUGUUGAUAGAAGAUUGUGUUUAAAUUGAACUUCCAUUUCUUAACUUUUAAAUAACUGUUUAUGGGAACAACGAAACCAAACAAGUGUGUUGCUUCAAAAGCUGUAAGAUUAAAUGUAUCAGGAAUAGAUGGUUAAACAUUCUAGCUGUUUGCUCAAGACAGUUAGUAUGCAAUAAACGAUUUACUCUUCAACAAGGCUUACAAUCUCAUUACUUGCAUAGAAGAAAUAUAAAUAUAUAUAUAUAUGUUUAUGCUACAUAUAUAAUUUAAGUAAAUAAAAUCGCCUUAACUAUUUAAAGAAUAAUCUGCGACCUUAUGAAAAAUCUCAACCAUUUAUUUAUGACAUAUAUAUAGCAAAUCAUUUGGACUUUUACAGUAUUUAAUUACUCAUUGUUUAUCUUCAAAGAUUUUCAAUGGUGCAUGAUUUAAUGUAUUUAAUAAAGCACAUGUAAAAAAACCAUAUCCUUGAGUUAUUAAAAAGACAUUUUCUGAUCGACACAAUUUAAUUUAUGCAUUCUUAUAGAGAAAAAUCAGUAUAUGCGCAGUAAAGAUGUGCAGUAAAGAGUUUUCUCAACAGGAACAUUCAAAUCCACAUUUUGUGACAAAUACCGAAGAGAAACCAUAUAUCUGUGAUGUGUGUAAUGUCAUGUUUUCUCAACAAGAGCAUUUAAAGAAUCAUUUAUUGAUGCACAAAAAGGUGAAACCAUAUAUUUGUGAUAUCUACAAAAGUUCUUUUUCUCAGCGGUUUUUCUUAAAAGACCAUUUAAUGAUCCACUCAAAAGAGAAACCGCAUGUUUGUGAUGUGUGUAGUAAAGCAUUUACUAAACGUGCAGAUUUAAGAAGCCAUAACAGGAUACAUACGAAGGAAAAACCAUUUGCUUGUGAGGUGUGCAGGAAAGAAUUUUCUCAGCGAAGUAACUUAAAGACACAUGUAUUGACGCAUUCAGAUGAGAAGCAGUUUGCCUGCCUGAUAUGCAAAAAAACAUUUUCUCUGCGGGGAAAUUUAAAGGUACAUUUACUGACGCACACGAAAGAGAAACCAUUUGUUUGUGAUGUUUGCAAUAAAGGAUUUACUCAACAUGCAAGUUUAAAGAGACAUUUACUGUUACAUAAGAAUGAAAAUCCAUAUGGAAGUGAUUUGCUAGCAUUUACUGAAUUUCCAAAGAGCAAGAGAAUUCAUGCUCAUAUGAUUUAUAUUGUACAGCAUUUUCUUCUCAAAGCCAAGAACCCAUUUAACAGGACUUUAUGUGGUCCUUGGUUGUUGUUGGUGGAAUUUGAACUGACGCUGCUCUGCGUAGCAAAGCAGUCCCCUGGUGAGGAGGGAGAGGAAGGUGGAACGCCGUCCAGUAGGAACUCAGCUGGAGUGGGGAGGGUGCGUUUGGGUUGCAAUGCAGAUCGCAAGAAAUCUUCCAAGAUGUGUAGUGCAGCAUUUUCCUCACAAGAAUGUUUAAAACCACUUUUAUUAAAAGAUACAGAAGAAAAACCUUAUGGUUGUCACGUGUGCAAUAAAGCAUUUUCUAAGCAAGACUAUUUAAAGAGGCAUUUGAAGAUACAUUCGAAAGAGAAACUCCAUGUUUGUGAUGUAUGCAGUAAAGCAUUUACUAGUCAAGAAACGUUAAAGCAACAUUCACUGACACAUACAAAAGUGAAACCGUAUGUUUGCGAAGCAUGCAAUAAAGCAUUUCACACCCGAAACAGUUUAAACAGACAUUUACUGACACAUACAAAAGAGAAGCCAUUUGUUUGUGAGAUAUGCAAUCAAGCAUUUUCUCAACGCGGAAACCUGAACGUUCAUUUACGGAGACACGCAAAUGAGAAGCCGCAUGUUUGUGAUGUGUGCAAUAAGGCAUUUUUUGAAACCUCAAGUUUAAGAAAACAUUUACGGACCCAUACCAAUGAGAAACCGUAUGUUUGUGGUGUGUGCAAUAAAGCAUUUUCUGAACGAGAUGGUUUAAAAAGACAUCUGCGGACUCAUACUAAAGAGAAACCAUAUAUUUGUGCUACAUGUAAUAAAGCAUUUUCUGAUCAAAGCCAUUUGACAGCACAUUUAGAGACACAUACGAAUGACAGGCAGUAUAUAUGUGAUGUGUGCAAUAAAGCAUUUUCUGUUAAAGGAAAUUUUAAACGCCAUCUACUGAUUCAUGCAGCAGAGAAACCGCACGUUUGUAAUGUAUGCAAUAAGGCAUUUACUACACAAUCAAAUUUAAAGCAACAUUUACUGUCGCAUACAAAAGUGAAACCGCAUGUUUGUGAAGUCUGCAAUAAAAGGUUUUCAACCCGUAGCAAUUUGAACAAACAUUUGCUGAUUCAUACAAAAGAGAAGCCAUUUGAAUGUGAGAUAUGCAAUCAAGCAUUUUCCGUACGCGGAAGCUUGAAGAUCCAUUUACUGAGACACGCAAAUGAGAAACCGCAUGUAUGUGACUUAUGCAACAAGGCAUUUUUUGAAACAUCAAGUUUAAGGGUACAUUUACGGACGCAUACCAAUGAGAAACCGUAUGUUUGUGAUCAGUGCAAUAAGGCUUUUUCUGAACGUGUUAGUUUAAAGAGACAUCUGCGAAGUCAUACAAAAGAGAAACCAUAUAUUUGCGAUACAUGCCAUAAAGUAUUUUCUAAUCAAACCCUUUUGACGGCACAUUUAGAGACACAUACGAAUGACAAGCAAUAUAUUUAGGAUGUGUGUGGUAAAACAUUUUCUUUCAAAGGAAAUUUCAAGCUCCCUUUACUGAUUCAUGCAACAGAGAAACCUCUUGUUUGUAAUAUAUGCAAUAAAGCAUUUAGUGCACAAUCAAAUUUAAAGCAACAUUUACUGACGCAUACAAAAAUGAAACCGCAUGUUAACGAAUCCUGAGAUAAAACAUUUUUACUCCGAAACUAUUUAAACCAUACAAAGGAGAAACCAUACAAUACGAAACUGUUUGACUCAUACAAAAGAGAUACUUUAUUUUGUGAGAUAUGCAAUCAAGCAUUUUCUGUACGCGGUAGCUUGAAGAUUCAUUUACUGAGACAUGCAAAUAAGAAACUACAUGUUUUUGACGUGUGCAAUAAGAAAUUUUUUGAACCUCAAUUUUAAGGAAACAUUUACGGAAACAUACAAUUAAGAAACCGUAUGUUUGUAAUGUGUGCAAUAAAGCAUUUCUGUCAAAUAAAAUUUUAAGCAUAAUUUACUGAUCCAUGCUAAAGAGAAAUCGCAUGUUUGUGAUGUAUGCUAUAAAUCAUUUUAUCAUUGACACAA